UGUGUGAUUAAUUAUUUUAUCAAGGGCGGGGUUCUCCCCCAAAAAAGACGACGCCACGACCAGGACAAGAUAUACCUCGGAAGUAGUACCAUCUACCAGCCAGCCAGCCCAGAGGUUAGGUCAAAUUCCGUUACACGACGACGAAUUUUGGCGAUUUUUGGCGACCUCCUCCGCGGUUGCCAUGGAGUUGUUAUCCCCGAAGUGGACCACGUUGGUCGUUCCGGGGAACCGAUUGGGACGCUAUAAAAGGGACCUCGUGGCCACCGGAGAACCUUCAGUCGUCGGAAGUCGCGCGUCGUGUUCAAAUCGGUCAACCGGAUAAAGUGUGUUCCACGGUGGAGUUGUACAGAAGAAACAGUAGAUCCAGCAGGAGCAGCAUGAAAACCGGAUAUGGAUUAACCACUGGAGAUUCACUUGGAUAUCUUAGCCAUUCGGCGAAACCGUUCAGUUCGUUGCCUUAUGGUGGGGGUGCUGGCAGUAAAGGAUACUCGUCGCUGACCAGCAGUGGAUUAAAGUCAGCCAAAUAUGGAGCAGGAGGCGAUAAGGAUACGUUUGGUGGAAGAGCGAAGAAAACGAAAUCAAGGAAACUUUCAACCGAUAAAAUCGAUACUCCCCUGUACAAGAAGAAAACGUUCGACUUCACGGACUAUGCCUACCGCGAGGCCGUCAAUCGACUAAAGUUCCUGCUAACGGAGGCCUAUGAACCGACCAAGGUUGCAACAUCCAUCUACUACCGCGGGGUAGUAGACGACACCAAGUCGGAGGCCUCGGACAACCAAUCGAUCGUCGAGAGACCCUCGAUGACGGAGGUAUCCAAGUACUUCAACCCGGGAACCGUCUCGCGGUACAACUCGGGCGGCGCGGGGUUGGGACGACGGUACAGCUUCCUGAACCAGAGUGCACUGAAGCCGGCAGUUUCAACGGCUAGUCUGCAUCCGGCACCUUCAGUUUGCAGUGUCUCACAGAAUCUCGAGGUUGCGCAGCCGCCUCCAGAGUUGCUUGGCUUCAUCGAAAAGCAAGAAACGUACAUCGAGCAGCUGGAGAAGGAGUCUCAGUACUGUCGGGAAGAACUGUCGACACUGCUGAAGAAGGUCAAGGACGUCGUCUCAGAAAAUGAAGCCCUGACAGAUCGUUCCAGGUCGAAAGCACUCUACCAGAUGGACUCUUCCGAGAGUGAAGAUCUGGACAUUGACCGCAUGCGUGAAAAGGGUAGGCUAUCGGGUCCGAACAUCGUGUUCGAGUCUCGCAUCAGCGAGCUGGAAGCCCAGCUGGCUCAGUCUCAAAUCGAUCUAAAGAAGCUGUUCAACGAAAACGAAGAGAAUAAGCGCAAGCUGGUGCACGGUACGAGCGAUGCCAGCUGUGCCGACGUCUACCGCAAGCAGGUCGAGAAUCUCCAGCGAGACAAGCACAACCUGGAAGAAACGGUUCGGAAGCUGCAGCUGUCCAUCGAUCAGCUCAAAGAUACCGAAGCAACCAACUUCAGCAAGACCCAGCGCAGUCGGGACAUGAUCGAGCACGUGGCUUUCGAGCGGAACCAAGCGGAGCUGGAGAUUCGCCGCUUGAAGGACGAACUCGAGCGGCAGCACGAGCGAGUUCGCGAGAUUCAGCACGAAAUGAGCAAGCGACUGGCAGAGGAGCGAUCGAACGCUGAACGGCGGUACACCUUCCAGGUGGAUCAGCUGGGCGGGGACUUGAGCAGCCAGUGGGAACAGGCGACCAAGCUGCAGCUGGAGGUGGAGCGCAUGAAGCGCAUCGAGUCGGACUACAAGCGGGAGAUCAGCCAGAAGAACUCGCAAAUCGACGAGCUGAAGAUGGAGUUGAAGAACAAGACGGCGAUCUUCAUGUCCGAUUUGAACCAGGCUAGUGCGGAGAAACAAUCGCUGGAGCAGGAGAUCACUUCUUUGAGACUCCAACUGGAACGCGCCGAACGACAAUCGAAGGUUGAGGUUUCCCGCCUAAAUGCUGAAAUCACUUCGCUGCGCCAGCGCCUGGAUCGUUCGGACGCGGAUCUGCUGCACUCGAAACGCGAAAAUUUGAAACUGAGCGACGAAGUUGCCUCACUGGAAAAGGAGCUAACCCUUGGUGAACUCAACAAGGAAACUCGUCCCUCGAAGGAACUGGCAAAAAUCAUUUCUGACAUGGAAGCAAAGCAUGCUUCCACCGUGUCAGAGCUCGAGGGCAUGGUUCAAGAUCAAAAACAGCUCAUGGAAAAACUAACCGCAGAAUGCAAAAGCUUAACGCACAAGUUAGAGGACACGACACAGAAGCAUAAAGAGGAAAAGCGAGACCUUCGGCAAACCAAUAACGAGCUGAUGGAACGGCUCAAACAGGUGUGGCAGAAUUACAAGGAAAUAAGUCCCGCCUUCCAGAACCGCGCCAAGUGCGCGACGGAUCCGCUCGAGUCCGACUCGAACAUCUCGUCCGCAUCCAAUCAUGACCCGGAGGCUCCAAGAAUGUGUCCCGAGCGGGCAGUACCGCCGCACAGUACCGGCAACCGACUGCUGACGAUGUCCCCGCCAGCAGACCUUCCCAGGGCAAGGUGUCACGACCUGAGUCACAAACCUCCGACCGGCAGCAGUACGGCAAGCAACCUCAACAGCAGCAGGAACUAUCCCGAACCAGCUCCGUCAACGAUUACAACGAGUCCAAGGGAAAGCGAAGUGACUCCCGGCUGUCCCGGGCGUCAAUCUCCAACGAGGAUGCGACCAAGCUGCAAGGAAAGGAGCCGGAGUUUGGACGUCCUGACGGGGAGCGAUCAUCCCGGGUUGGCGCCGGUGGGGGGGAUUCCGCUAAACCAGACGGCACCGGCAGCAGUGGACGCUUGUCUCGGGAAUCAACUCAAUCGUCACGACAAUCAAUCAGACAAUCAUACGGUGAACCGGUACAAUCAAGCCCAUAUGUAUCAGAGCUCGUGGAGCAGCCGGUGGAACAGUAUCCCCCAACAACAGUCACCCAACAGGGAAGUGUGGAUCAAUCCUAUGCACAGCCAGCCGACCAGUACCAACCAUCUGACGAGACCUACGCCCAGAAUACCGCCGGAUAUGACACAUCCCAGUAUGAUCCCUCACAACAGCAGCAACAGUACGACCCGAGCCAGUACGAGGGAUACGGCGAUCAGCAGCAGUACGUGGAAUCCUACGACCCACAGCAGACCUAUGACCCACAGCAGCAGCAGCAACAGCAGUACCAAGAUUAUCAGCAACCAUAUGAUGCACAGCAGUACACCACUGAGCAAGUAUAUGAUGAACCAAGCAGCUACCCCACCGGAAGUGCACAGUCCCCAACACAACAGCCAGCACCCGCACCCGUUCCAACCGCCGCCCCAGUCCCACUGGAACAAGCUGAAAGCGCUCGAAAUGUGGGGUACGCACGCGGUGGCCCACGGACCGGAGGAACCGCCAACGGAGCCAAGCAGCAGUACAAGCAACCUGCCGCCAAGUAAUGGGCGCAACAGUAGUCUACCGCGCCAGUUGCCGCAGAGUUGCCACUUUCAGCCGAUUCACCAUCACCAGCAAUCGCCGCACUGUCCUCGCCUGAGCAUCAGCAGCCCCAGUCUGUUUGGCACCAGUAGUCCGGAGAGCAGCCUGACGCCGUCGCCGACGUCGACCGUGCUGAAGAACUACGACAGCGCCGCAGCUAGUCCCAAUCCGCAGGCGUCCGCAGAGCGGAAGCAAUGAAAUAUAUUUGAUCAUACUUUGUCUAGCCAGUAGAACGCAUCAUGUAGCACGAGAGGAAAUAAAUAUUUAUU
Culex pipiens pallens (northern house mosquito) is the source of this 3748-nucleotide messenger RNA. RefSeq names its product nucleoprotein TPR. The record is from RefSeq and is a predicted model, not a curated record. Gene Ontology annotation, cellular component: centriole; centrosome. Lineage: Eukaryota; Metazoa; Arthropoda; Insecta; Diptera; Culicidae. Gene Ontology annotation, biological process: tube formation; neuron migration; centrosome cycle. The transcript has 9 exons. The coding region runs from base 378 to 3677 and encodes 1099 amino acids.